Messenger RNA from Mytilinidion resinicola, 2886 nucleotides. Its product is annotated as PMT-domain-containing protein. NCBI's taxonomy places the organism in Eukaryota, Fungi, Ascomycota, Dothideomycetes, Mytilinidiales, Mytilinidiaceae. The transcript is spliced from 5 exons. The coding region runs from base 1 to 2886 and encodes 961 amino acids. Gene Ontology annotation, molecular function: dolichyl-phosphate-mannose-protein mannosyltransferase activity. The record is from RefSeq and is a predicted model, not a curated record. Gene Ontology annotation, biological process: protein O-linked glycosylation via mannose. Gene Ontology annotation, cellular component: endoplasmic reticulum; membrane.
AUGGCGAACCGGACGGCACAUAAUCCAUAUCUUCAGGAGAAGAAUGCCCGGCGAGCGGGCAGAUCUCCUGCGCGAUCUCCUGCACGAUCGCCAGGCCCGAAUGGAAAAAAGGCACAGAAGCAGAAGCCCGCACCUAUAGGCUACACAUCAGAGGGCGUGACGGAUCAUGACAUUUUCAACCUCCCGUCGUCCGAUUGGACCUUGCUGGUAGUCCUGACCCUGACUGCUGCUGUGGUGCGCCUGUUCAGGAUAUACCAGCCAACCAGUGUCGUCUUCGAUGAAGUCCACUUCGGUGGCUUUGCUUCCAAGUACAUCAAGGGCCGCUUCUUCAUGGACGUCCACCCUCCUCUGGCGAAAUUACUUAUCACACUGGCUGGAUGGCUGGCUGGCUUUGACGGAGAGUUCGACUUCAAAGACAUUGGGAAAGAUUAUCUAGAGCCGCGUGUUCCCUAUGUGGCCAUGCGUUUGUUGCCCGCCCUGUGCGGUGUUGCGACUAUCCCUACCAUGUUCUUGACACUCAAGGCUGCUGGAUGCCGGACCACUACGGCUGCGCUUGGGGCUGGCCUUGUUCUAUUCGACAAUGCCCUCCUUACCCAGUCUCGCCUCAUUCUGCUAGAUUCUCCCCUGGUUAUAUUUACUGCCAUCACUGCUCUAGCCUGGACAAGCUUCAUGAACCAGCACGAGCAGGGCCCCUCAAAGGCAUUUCAGCCCUCCUGGUGGUUCUGGCUUGCCGCGACAGGUGUAGGGCUUGGAGCUACGGUCAGCGUGAAGUGGGUUGGUCUUUUCACGAUUGCUUGGGUUGGAAGCUUGACACUCCUCCAGCUCUGGGUUCUACUUGGUGAUUCAAAGAAUGUCACUCCGAGACUCUGGUUCAAACACUUCUUCGCCCGUACGUUCUGCUUAAUUGUCAUCCCAGUGACAUUCUACAUGGUCAUGUUUGGAGUCCAUUUCCUUUGCUUGGUCAACCCAGGUGAUGGCGACGGUUUCAUGUCCUCGGAGUUCCAGGCCACCCUCAACUCGAAGGGCAUGCAAGACGUGGCCGCGGACAUAGCUUUUGGAAGCCGUGUCUCCAUCCGUCAUCACAACACCCAAGGCGGUUAUCUCCAUUCGCACAGCCACAUGUACCCCACCGGAAGCAAGCAGCAACAGAUUACGCUAUACCCACACAAGGACGAGAACAACAUUUUUGUCCUCGAGAAUCAAACUCUCCCCGAGAUGCCUGAUGGCUCCAAGGUAGAAGGGCCGAAGGCUUGGGAUAACUUCGGACCUCAGUUCAUCGAGGAUGGCGCUGUCCUCAAACUCUAUCAUGUUACCACCGACCGACGUCUUCAUUCUCACGACGUUCGCGCACCCGUCACCGAAGCUGAUUGGCAAAACGAGGUCUCCGCCUACGGAUACGAAGGGUUUGAAGGCGACGCCAAUGAUCUUUUCCGUGUCGAGAUCAUCAAGUCCAUGUCGGACGGAGCAGAAGCUAAAAAGCGACUAAGGACCAUCCAAACCAAGUUCAAGCUUGUUCAUAUCAUGACUGGCUGCGUACUCUUCUCCCACAAGACCAAGCUCCCUGACUGGGCUUAUGAACAGCAAGAAGUCACCUGUGCUCGCGGCGGAACGCUCCCUAACAGCGUUUGGUAUAUCGAGUCGAACGAACAUCCUCUUCUAGGAGCCGAAGCUGAGAAGGUCAACUACCGAAACCCUGGCUUCUUUGGCAAAUUCUGGGAACUGCAGAAGGUCAUGUGGCGGACGAAUGCUGGUCUCGUUGAAUCUCAUGCUUGGGACUCGAGGCCUCCGUCAUGGCCAAUUCUUCGCCGAGGCAUCAACUUUUGGGGCAAGGACAAUCGCCAGAUCUACUUGAUCGGCAACCCCGUUAUCUGGUGGAGCUCUACCGCUAUUAUCGCUCUCUUUGUUGCCAUCAAGGGUCUCGCUGUUCUUAGAUGGCAGCGAGGGUUCAAGGACUAUUCCCAGGUAACCUUCAAGCGCUUCGACUACGAGAUCGGUGUAUCGAUCCUCGGCUGGGCUUUCCAUUACUUCCCAUUCUACUUGAUGGCGCGUCAGCUCUUCCUCCACCACUAUCUCCCUGCUCUAUACUUUGCUAUCAUGGCUAUGUGUCAGAUGUACGACUUCGUCAGCUACCGCUUCACCGCACUGGGGCUGAAGCAGCGUCCAAUUAUUGGCCAAGCUGCCGCGAUUGCGUUCCUUUCUUUCGCCAUCUUUGUUUUUACUCUAUAUUCUCCGCUCGCGUAUGGAAAUUCUUGGACCAGAGAUGCUUGCAACAAAGUCAAGCUUUUCGACACCUGGGACUGGGACUGCAACACGUUCCAUACCUCCUAUGAUCAAUACACAACCCAGAUCUAUCCGUCCAUCUCCGCCGUGCCUACCUCUCAAGCACCACCUGUCAUCCCACCACCACAACAACCAAUCCAACAGGAGGCUCAGAAGCCUGAUGAGCCUGUCGACGACGCAAAUGUGACGCCCCUCGCCGCCUUCAACGCCGCCAACCAUCCUAUCGUCUCCCGCGAGGAAAAGAUCGAGUAUCGCGACGAGAACGGCAACCUCCUCGAUGAGGAGCAGGUCAAGGCGCUGGAAGGCAAGGUCAGUUUCAAGACGCGUUACGAGACCCGCACGAGGGUUAUUGAUGCCAACGGAAACGAGGUCUACGACGGCGAGUUCGAGGGCGCGCCAGACGGCCGGAUCCCAGAGGGCCGCCCCCCUCCCCACCCAGAUGCGGAGGCCCGCAACCCCGAGACUGGUGAUGCCGGCGAAGCUGACGCCAGUGAGGCGCCGCCGACCAUUGCAGUGGGUGAUGACCAGGCGAAGGAGAACAGCAUUGAGGAUCAGGCGAAGGGAUCGCCGAAACCCGCAAGCGAGGCUUCAGAGGCGACGAAGUAG